Messenger RNA from Anopheles marshallii, 504 nucleotides. RefSeq names its product low molecular weight phosphotyrosine protein phosphatase 1-like. The transcript is spliced from 3 exons. Gene Ontology annotation, molecular function: protein tyrosine phosphatase activity. Bases 1 to 504 code for a protein of 167 amino acids. NCBI's taxonomy places the organism in Eukaryota, Metazoa, Arthropoda, Insecta, Diptera, Culicidae. The record is from RefSeq and is a predicted model, not a curated record. Gene Ontology annotation, biological process: protein dephosphorylation.
AUGAAGAUCCUCUUCGUUUGCAUCGGCAACUCGUGCCGUUCACCAAUGGCCGAAAGUGUAAUGAAAAGUGUCGCCGCACGGUAUAACCUCACCGAUUGGUACGUUGACAGUGCCGCAUUGCGCGAGUGGAACGUUGGCCGUCGGCCGGAAGAACGGGCACUCACCGUGCUGGCGGAACACGAACUCACCUCGGAUCACGUCACGCGCCUGGUCUGCUCGGAUGAUUUCCGUCAGUUUGAUUAUGUGUUCGGUAUGGAUGAGUCAAAUGUGGCCGAUCUGCUGCAUCUGGCGCCCGUUGACGGCAGGGCGAAAAUUGAGCUGCUCGGUAACUAUCGAGGCAGGGAGCUGGACAGGAUUAUCAUCGAUCCGUACUUUGAACACGGCAUACAUGGAUUUCGACGUUGUUACGAGCAGAUAGUGUUGUGCUGCGAAAAUUUCGUCAAAACUCACGGUCGACCGAUAUCACGCGGGGUGCUAAAUUUGGAGUAUACGUUCUUGGAAUAG